Messenger RNA from Symbiodinium necroappetens, 1456 nucleotides. The record is from the annotation of a GenBank genome assembly. Lineage: Eukaryota; Dinophyceae; Suessiales; Symbiodiniaceae.
GUCGGGCGGUGAGCAGCGCCGCUUGGCACUCGCCUGUGCAUUGGCAGGGGAGGGCGGAACGCAGAAGUCCAAAGCACUGCUGGCAGACGAGCCAACGACUGGUCUGGACACUUUUCAAGCUGCGGACAUGGUUCAGCUUCUGGGAGAGCUGGGAAAGGCGCGUCGCUGUGCAACUAUCUUGACAAUCCACCAACCCAGGUCAUCCGUCUGGAGCAUGAUUGAGGACGUUUUGCUUCUGGCGCCAGGGGGCCAAAGCAUCUUCUGUGGGCCCACGGAGGAGGACAUUGGCAGCUUCGAGGAUAGCCCUUGCUGUGGGAUGAGAAGCAGGUUGAACAGCCGGCAAUGCCGGCACACAACGGUGGAAGCGAAGAAGUACACCGCGCUCCUGCUGAGCUUAUUGAGCUUUACGGGUGCCGCUCUACAAGGGGCCCUUGGGACCUCUGCGACGGCGGAGAUGGUGGUGACGAUGGCCCGGAGAUCAUGCCUGACACCGGAGGCUGCCACUGUGGCCGCCAGCUUUGAUCCGAGUGUGAGUGAUUCUGAAGAUGUUGCCUCCCCCUCGGCAUUAGUGCCUUGCUGGAGGUGUGGUGGCCCAACUGGAAUUGAGGGAUUACCUGGCCUUGAGGGAUUACUGAAAGGACUCACGGCCCAGUUGAUGCCGAUGAUCACCGAGAUGAUCCGAAAGGACGGCGCUGCGCCAAGCAAUGGACGAGGUGCACUGUCUGCCGCACCAGCCUCUCGCAAAGGCAAAGGUGCUGGUACAACUCCAGUUCCCGCGCAGCCUGGGCGGGCCGAGCCCGAGCAGGAGGAAGAUUCUUGGCGCACCGUGAGGCACAAGGAGUCAGAACAUUUCGAGCCGCGGAGCCAGGUACAGUGGUUGGCACGUGGGACAGAGGCUUUCGAUGAGGUCACUUUGAUCUACCACCACCGCAAAGGCAAGGAGUUUCUCUACAGGUUCCGUGGGACACACAAAUUUGGGGACAAAGACAUCGUCCCACUGCAAGGGGAGGUGGACAACGGCCAUGGAUCCGUUGGAGAGGUGUUACCGGCCCGAAGCCGUGCCCUGUCCCAACGUGAGAUUCCUGACCACUGCAAACUGGCAGAGGUCGAGAAAGACGGUGCUUGCCUUUACCACGCCAUCGCGGAAGGCCUCACUUGGCUGACACGCAAAAAGGAAACCCACCGAGACCUUCGCGCCCGAGCCAAUGCACACAUCCGGCGCCAUAGUGAUCAGUACUUGACAGAAUGGCAUGGCCUGGGUCCAUCCUUGGAAACACUGGUGGACGAAAACGCCGAUCGCGUCGCAGCUUUCAGCAAGGACUUGGAUUUGGCAGAGAAGGGAAGUGUUGAUACUGCGGCCUCGGUGUGGACUCAGGUGCCCGAAGACUUUGCGCCUCGGCCCGCCAAGUUCGGACUUUCUUCCAGUGCGAGCUGUGUCCGUAUCGGCGCCCUCUGA